AUGACCAAGCUCUCCACCCCUCUCCACGUCGGUCGGCUGGACCUUUCCAAUCGCAUCGCCAUGGCGCCAAUGACUCGCUUCCGCGCCGACGACAACCAUACCCCUUUACCGAUGAUGGUAGAGUACUACGCCCAGCGCGCCUCAGUACCAGGAACUCUCCUGAUCACGGAAGCAACCUUCAUCUCGCCACGUGCCGGCGGCGCAGCUAACGUGCCUGGUAUCUACACCUCCGCCCAAAUCGCUGCCUGGAAAGAAGUUACUUCCGCCGUUCACGCCAAGGGCUCAUACAUCUACCUCCAACUCUGGGCCCUAGGCCGCGUUGCAAGCCCUGAACAGCUCAAAAAGGAAGGCGAUUUCCAACUCGUCUCUAGCAGCCCCAACCCUAUCACGCCCGGCACAACAGUGCCCCACGAGCUCACCGAAUCUGAGAUCCAAGACUGGAUCAAGGACUACGCCCAAGCGGCCCGCAACGCCAUAUCCGCGGGCUUUGACGGUGUCGAAAUCCACGGCGCGAACGGCUACCUCAUCGACCAGUUCAAUCAGGACACCGUGAACACUCGUACAGACCGAUGGGGUGGCAGCGUCGAGAACCGCGCCCGCUUCGCACUCGAAGUAACCCGCGUCGUGGUCGAUGCCGUGGGUGCAGACCGCACAGGUAUCCGAUUCAGUCCCUACAGCACAUUCCAGGGAAUGCGCAUGGAUGACCCAGUACCGCAAUUCAGCUACCUUGCGAGCAAGAUAGCGGAGUUCAAGCUUGCAUAUGUGCAUGUUGUCGAAUCGCGGGUUGCCGGAAACACUGAUGUUAUUGGGGCGACGGAUCAAUUGGACUUCUUCCUCGAGGCGUAUGGUAAGGUAGGGCCAGUUAUUAUUGCUGGAGGGUACAAGCCUGAUUCAGCGAAGGAGGCAGUUGAUGGGAAGUAUAAGGAUUAUGAUGCGAUUAUUGGGAUUGGAAGGCCAUUCAUUUCAAACCCUGAUCUGGUGUUCAGGAUUCUCAAGGGGGUAGAGCUGGUUCCUUACAAUAGGGACACUUUCUAUCCCGCCAAGGACCCGAAGGGGUACAUUGAUUAUGAGUUUAGUGCCGAGUUUAAGACUGCCCAGGUGGCAGCUUGA
Penicillium expansum is the source of this 1110-nucleotide messenger RNA. RefSeq names its product alkene reductase. Lineage: Eukaryota; Fungi; Ascomycota; Eurotiomycetes; Eurotiales; Aspergillaceae. Gene Ontology annotation, molecular function: FMN binding; NADPH dehydrogenase activity. The record is from RefSeq and is a predicted model, not a curated record. The transcript has a single exon. The coding region runs from base 1 to 1110 and encodes 369 amino acids.